Molecule: messenger RNA, 2973 nt
Organism: Oncorhynchus keta (chum salmon)
Lineage: Eukaryota; Metazoa; Chordata; Actinopteri; Salmoniformes; Salmonidae
Exons: 3
Coding region: 1485-2681 (398 amino acids)
Source: RefSeq, a predicted model, not a curated record
ACCAUCCUCUCCUACUCUUUCUCACCUGUCUCUUUCUCCCGCUCUGACUCUUUCUCCUCUCUGUCACUCACAUCCUCUCCUACUCUUUCUCCUCUCUGUCACUCACCAUCCUCUCCUACUCUUUCUCCUCUCUGUCACUCACCAUCCUCUCCUACUCUUUCUCCUCUCUGUCACUCACCAUCUUCUCCUACUCUUUCUCCUCUCUGUCACUCACCAUCCUCUCCUACUCUUUCUCCUCUCUCACUCACCAUCUUCUCCUACUCUUUCUCCUCUCUGUCACUCACCAUCCUAUCCUCUCCUACUCUUUCUCCUCUCUGUCACUCACCAUCCUCUCCUACUCUUUCUCACCUGUCUCUUUCUCACCUGUCUCUUUCUCCCGCUCUGACUCUUUCUCCUCUCUGUCACUAUAGCAGCACCAGCGAUAUCCAACUGUGACUGGAAUUCUGAAGUCUGUAGACGAUGUUAAUAAUACUCUAUUGCAGUGCUUGACUUGGACAGGAACUCACUGGGGCUGAGUUCCAGCACCUCUUAUAGAAUAUUAGCUCAAAAGUAUGAUGGAGCUCCUGCACCUAAAUACAAACAGUUCUGGCACCUAUUUCAGACCAAGGCCAGCACUGUUCUAUUACAGUAGUUCUGCUUCAACAAAAUGGAUGCCUAAUGUUUAAGAUUAGCUGAAUCGUAGUUUAGAGAAAUGGUCAAUGGAAGAUAUAGAUAUUGGCUUAAGUCAACGAAACAGGCCACUUAAAACCAGUUUCAGUCCUUACUCUGGAUCUGAAAACUCCAAUGGCAUUAAUUCAAAGAUGGGAUACUUUGAUACCAAUAGCUACUUAGGUUUAUGAUACUUUGAUACCAAUAGCUACUUAGGGUUAUGAUACCUUGAUACCAAUAGCUACUUAGGGUUAUGAUACCUUGAUAACAAUAGCUACUUAGGGUUAUUAUGUGACAUCUGAAUUACUUUAUUUAUUAUUUACCUGAGUUAAAUGUGAUACCAGAGGCCUCAACAUGCUCAGCCACAGGAGCUGUUCUGUCACGCCGUUAGAGGACACUAAUGUCCCUUUUCCACCGAGGGGUUGUGGAGAGGGUCAGGGGACUGUAAUUGAAGUGACGUUGCAGUGUUAAUUAAGUGUGCGUGAGAAAUGUGGCCUUCUUUAUGUUAGCUUGCUGUGUGACGAGAGAGGAGAGGUUGUUGUUGAAAUGAGGCCUUCUUUAUGUUAGCUUGCUGUGUGACUGAGAGAGGAGAGGUUGUUGUUGAAAUGAGGCCUUUAUGUUAGCUUGCUGUGUGAUGAGAGAGGAGAGGUUGUUGUUGAAAUGAGGCCUUCUUUAUGUUAGCUUGCUGUGUGACUGAGAGGAGAGGUUGUUGUUGAAAUGUGGCCUUCUUUAUGUUAGCUUGCUGUGUGACUGAGAGGAGAGGUUGUUGUUGAAAUGAGGCCUUCUUUAUGUUAGCUUGCUGUGUGACGAGAGGUUGUUGUUGAAAUGUGGCCUUUAUGUUAGCUUGCUGUGUGACUGAGAGGAGAGGUCUUGUUAUGGGCUGGCUUGGUGUUGUGGGGAACUCUCAGGGCAUGUUCAUCUUGUUAUGGGCUGGCUUGAUGUUGUGGGGAACUCUCAGGGCAUGUUCGUCUUGUUAUGGGCUGGCUUGGUGUUGUGGGGACUCUCAGGGCAUGUUCAUCUUGUUAUGGGCUGGCUUGGUGAUGUGGGGAACUCUCAGGGCAUGUUCAUCUUGUUAUGGGCUGGCUUGGUGUUGUGGGAACUCUCAGGGCAUGUUCAUCUUGUUAUGGGCUGGCUUGGUGUUGUGGGGACUCUCAGGGCAUGUUCAUCUUGUUAUGGGCUGGCUUGGUGUUGUGGGGAACUCUCAGGGCAUGUUCAUCUUGUUAUGGGCUGGCUUGGUGUUGUGGGGAACUCUCAGGGCAUGUUCAUCUUGUUAUGGGCUGGCUUGGUGUUGUGGGGACUCUCAGGGCAUGUUCAUCUUGUUAUGGGCUGGCUUGGUGUUGUGGGGAACUCUCAGGGCAUGUUCAUCUUGUUAUGGGCUGGCUUGGUGUUGUGGGAACUCUCAGGGCAUGUUCAUCUUGUUAUGGGCUGGCUUGGUGUUGUGGGGAACUCUCAGGGCAUGUUCAUCUUGUUAUGGGCUGGCUUGGUGUUGUGGGGAACUCUCAGGGCAUGUUCAUCUUGUUAUGGGCUGGCUUGGUGUUGUGGGGAACUCUCAGGGCAUGUUCAUCUUGUUAUGGGCUGGCUUGGUGUUGUGGGGAACUCUCAGGGCAUGUUCAUCUUGUUAUGGGCUGGCUUGGUGUUGUGGGGAACUCUCAGGGCAUGUUCAUCUUGUUAUGGGUUGGCUUGGUGUUGUGGGAACUCUCAGGGCAUGUUCAUCUUGUUAUGGGUUGGCUUGGUGUUGUGGGGACUCUCAGGGCAUGUUCAUCUUGUUAUGGGCUGGCUUGGUGUUGUGGGGAACUCUCAGGGCAUGUUCAUCUUGUUAUAGGCUGGCUUGGUGUUGUGGGAACUCUCAGGGCAUGUUCAUCUUGUUAUGGGCUGGCUUGGUGUUGUGGGGAACUCUCAGGGCAUGUUCAUCUUGUUAUGGGCUGGCUUGGUGUUGUGGGGAACUCUCAGGGCAUGUUCAUCUUGUUAUAGGCUGGCUUGUUGUUGUGGGAACUCUCAGGGCAUGUUCAUCUUGUUAUGGGCUGGCUUGGUGAUGUGGGGAACUCUCAGGGCAUGUUCAUCUUGUUAUAGGCUGGCUUGGUGUUGUGGGGACUCUCAGGGCAUGUUCAUCUUGUUAUAGGCUGGCUUGGUGUUGUGGGAACUCUCAGGGCAUGUUCAUCUUGUUAUGGGCUGGCUUGGUGUUGUGGGAACUCUCAGGGCAUGUUCAUCUUGUUAUGGGCUGGCUUGGUGUUGUGGGGAACUCUCAGGGCAUGUUCAUCUUGUUAUGGGCUGGCUUGGUGUUGUGGGGAACUCUCAGGGCAUGUUCAUCUUGUUAUGGGCUGGCUU